Messenger RNA from Caenorhabditis bovis, 1011 nucleotides. The record is from the annotation of a GenBank genome assembly. NCBI's taxonomy places the organism in Eukaryota, Metazoa, Nematoda, Chromadorea, Rhabditida, Rhabditidae.
AUGCUGGUCGGUUUGGGAGCAUGCAUUGUAGCUUCAUUCUGUCUCGGAACCAUAUUCGUGCCGGUCAAAAUGUGCGCGCCUAGUGACGGAUUCAUGGUGCAGUUCUUGAUGGCAGUUGGCGGAUUCCUGGUUAGUUUUGCCGUCAACGCCAUCCUCCAAUUUCCACCAAUUGCGCCAUUGGCGAUGAUUGGCGGCGCUUUAUGGUGCACUGCAAACGCGUUCGCCCUUAUGAUAAUGAAUCGCCUUGGAAUGGCCCUUGGCAUCCUUAUAUGGAGUUCAGUGUCGUGUCUGACAGGCUGGGCAACUUCGAGAUACGGGCUCUUUGGGAUCCCGCAAGUUGUUCCAAAUUCCUCGCUUCUUAAUUAUGCGGGAGUAAUUAUAUUAAUUAUUGGAAGCUUGUUUUAUUUAUUCAUCAAAAGCACAAUUCAUCGGCAUCCGAGUGAAAUCAAAAUGGAAUCAAAAACUAAAUCGGAGUUGGAAGUUGGGACCAUCGAAGAGCCGAUGGAACUUGGUCAUCAUCAUAUAUCACUUCCGGUUCGCUUAAUUUCGGUGGCUGGCGCGAUUUUCAGCGGAUUAUUCUACGGUUCAAUGUGCACCCCGGUCACAUAUUUACAGAAUCAUACCGAUGAGUUUCCGCUCGCCUCAAAAAUGGGAUUGCCUUAUCUUUUCUCGUUUUUCUGCGGAAUUCUGCCAACUGCAACAGCGAUUUUAGUGAUCUACUCGCUAAUAAAGAAGAACUCGCCCUCGAUACCACCAACUCUUGUCCUUCCUGCUUUGAUGGCUGGUGUGCUAUUCGCUUUUGGAAUAGCGGGCUUUUUCAUCGGCAAUGAGAGAUUGUCGCAGACAAUCGCUUAUCCGAUUUGCUCGUUUCUUCCUGGCGUCAUUGUCAGCCUGUGGAGUGUAUUUUAUUUCAAAGAGAUUACGGGAAAACGAAAUUUGUAUCUUCUUCUCACCGCCUACGGUUGCACGCUUCUUGGCGUAUUAUUGGUCACAAUUUCAAAGGAUAUUUGA